CCUCCCGCCACUCGCCGGUGUCGCUUCGAGGCGCAGCCAGUUUCUAUAGCGACAGCGCUGAUCCGCGGCUCUUCCGAGUAGUAACAAAGCCGGCUGCCCGCCGCCGCGCCGGGGCUGAGGAGGGCGGGGGGGGGGGGGACACACACGGGACACGAGGCUCCCUCUCCCGCUGACACCCCGCUCGCCUGCGGCGCCCCAGACAGGACAAAGAGAGAACAGAGAACAUACCAGCGAUGAAUCAUCUGUUUUUGUUAUCAGUCAUUCAGACACUUUGGUGAUGGAUGAAUAGAUCAAGCCCAGAGCGGUGAACCAGCUUGGCAGCUGGCAGUUUUUGCCUGUGUGGAGAAGAAAGGUGUUUCUUGCGUUCCCUGCAAGUGAACCUUUGCAAGAAAUUCUUUUUCUUGGAAAGUUAUAUGUGAAAUACUGGCAAAUUUCCUUCACAGAAAAGGAGUGCGAGAGAUGAAUGAUAAAAGAUGGAUGCCUGGCUCAGAGUAAAGGACAUGCAGUGCACAGUCCCUAGCAGAAGCUGAAAAUGGAUGAUGCCUACUGAUGCUUUUCGUUCACGUCAUCUGCUCUUUUCCAGAGAUGGGUGAGAUCAUCAGGAAAAAGUUCUAAAAUCCAAGUAACCUCUUUGUCCCUUGACUUCUCUUUCCACGAGUCUAAAAAUUGCCAGAAGAAAUGACCAGUCAACUACCAGAGGAGUCUGUGGAGACCCAGAGCUCCGAUGAGCUUGAGUGCAAGAUCUGUUACAACCGCUAUAACCUGCGACAGAGAAAACCAAAAGUGCUGGAGUGUUGUCACAGAGUGUGUGCCAAAUGCCUUUGCAAGAUCAUAGACUUUGGUGAUUCCCCACAAGGAGUCAUAGUAUGCCCAUUUUGCAGGUUUGAAACGUGCCUGCCAGAUGAUGAGGUUAGUAGUCUUCCUGAUGACAACAACAUCCUUCUGAAUUUAGCUUGUGGGGGAAAGGGAAAGAAGUGCCUACCAGACAACCCAACAGAACUAUUGCUGACUCCCAAAAGGUUGGCAUCUCUGGUUAGCCCUUCUCACACCUCUUCUAAUUGCCUGGUUAUAACAAUCAUGGAAGUACAAAGAGAAAGUCCCCAGGCUCUGAACUCAACCCCUGUGGUGGAAUUUUACAGGCCUACGAGUUUUGACUCUGUUGCAACUGUGUCCCACAACUGGACAGUGUGGAACUGCACAUCUUUGCUCUUCCAGACCUCAAUUAGGGUGCUAGUGUGGUUGCUAGGGUUGCUGUACUUUAGUUCCUUGCCUUUAGGGAUUUAUUUACUGGUAUCUAAGAAAGUCACCCUUGGGGUUGUCUUUGUAAGCCUUGUUCCUUCGAGCCUCGUUAUUCUCAUGGUUUAUGGCUUUUGCCAGUGUGUUUGCCAUGAAGUUCUAGACUGCAUGUCAUCUUGAUAACAAAUGCAGUAAAAUAAGACAUAUUGCCACAUAGCAUAGUUAAUUUAUUCUGUCUUUGUAUUCUUAUUUAUUUUUAUUGUUUUCCAUCCCACUAAGUGGAAGCAGUGACCCUAGUUACAUGGUCCUUCUUUUCUACUUGAUUAGAUUCCCCCAACUCCUUUUUUUAAGUGAAAUAAUGGAAAUAAAAUAUACAUGCUGAUUUGAAAAGGCUGAGUUGUAGAAAGGGAUAAAGCAAAAUUGCCAAACUUGGUGCCUGCUGCUGCUCCCACUAUGCAAAUAGUAGCCCUUUGCUUUCUGUUGGCUUGAUCAUGUCAGUUAAGGCUGCAGGAUCCACCCUAGAAGAAAUUAGUAGAAUAGGCAGCUUCCAGGUCAAAGUACAGCAUCUCUUCAUCCAAAGCAACUCAUGCUUUGGAAUAUCUGUUAUUUAUCAUUCAUUAUCAUUCAUAGCAAAUGAAAUCACUUUGGUAGUUAAUAUUAUAAGAAGAAUAAGUCAAGCUACCAUUGCUUUUUUCAGUUUUUGUUAGAGCAGAAAUAUUUGUGGGAGGCCAAUGGUUACAGAUUUUUGCAUUCUGCGACAUGAGAAAUCUUUUUUUCACCAUGCUAAAAACAUAUCCCCGAAACACUGUCCCCAGACAGAAGCCCACUCUACUUGUCGUAUGGUUGCAGCUCCCUCUGAGAUGCUUCUGCGAAUGACUACGUCCAGGGACCCAGCUACACGUUUGCCUUUCUCUAGGUGCACUUACUUCAGUGUGCCAUAGACCUUAGCCCACACUUUGAAGGUGCUGCAGACUUCUCUAGAUAUGUUCUGUUGUGCUUACCCUCCCUCUCAGCAUUCCCACCACUGCACCGCAUUUCCAACCCAUUAGUCCUCCUAACAAAUUGCCUGACCAACUUCAUGCACAUCUCUGUGGUAGCUACACUUGGAGAAUUUGGCUUAUGUGACUUUACCUAUCAAGACAGACUUUUAUUCCCAACCAUUAGGAAAUGGAUAUUCAAUCACCAACACAAACUCCAGAAAAAAAAUGUGAAACAAUUAACUGGGGUUUUUUUGUUUUGGUUUUUUUUUUUUUUUUUUCUCUUGGGUUAACAGAAUGAGCAUUGUAAGGAGGUACUAUGACUCUGGGAAGGUUUCUGUUUAACACAUAGUCCUCCAAAAUGUUUAAUACCCUGAACUCCCUUUUUCACCGUUGUGAGUUGAUGGCACUCUAGAUGUGGCAAUUAACAUGUCUUGAUUAGUUGAGUUCAGCGGAAUUACUGAUGAUUUACCAUUCCACAAAUAGAAUCAGGUCCUGUAAGGCUUGCUUGUAUGUUGCAUGGUUUAGGCUACUUUUUGAACUACUGGAAGGGCACAAAAGUAAAUAGUUAAUGUUUAUGUGUAUAAGUAGGUCUAGUCAACACCACAGCUGCAAACUCAUUUUCCUGUGCAUAGCAGGGUAAAAACUAAGAAGGAGGAGUUGAACAGUGCAAGUAUGGUUUUUGGGUCAGGCACAAGAUUUAGUAAUUUCAAGGCAGUGUAAGAGGGAGAGGGGUUUGUUACAUGAAGACUGAAUAUAUGGCCUAACAGCGUAUUUUUAGAGCAAACUGACUCUGGCAACAAUGAAAAAUGCCUAUGGGAAAAGUAGAGUGUAAGUGGUUAUUGUGUCUCUCGAGGAUUUGAGGUCAAGCUGGUCCAAUUUUUGUAGAUGGCGCAGGUGCUAUCUACAGUUUCAUUCCUAUUGCAAACAUAGGGGAAAAUGUGGAAAUGUAAAGCUCCUGUUUUUCUUGACCCUCGUUUUAUAAUAGUGCAUAUAUAUGUGUGUGUAUGUACAUAGAGACACAUAUGUAAGAAGAAAACAUAGCGAAAUUAUAGUUUUCAAGUGUAUGGAGUUAUGGAUCUAUGUACUAAAUGAUUAAAGGAAAUGUUUCACACUUUUCUGUAAAGACUUGAUAACAACUAUAACUAAAAUAUUUUCAGAAUUCCUAGAAAUGACUAUUCCUAAGUAAUUGUUUUACUGUUUGUGAUAAAGCACAUUUAGUUAGAAGAGGUAUCAUCUCCAGUUGUGGUAUACUACAAGGUUUGACUCAUCCAUGAACUCAUAAAUUUUAAGUAUCCAACAACAAUCAUGUCAAAAAGCAAGAAAAAUAGAAACCUGUGUGGUUUUAUAGUACUUCAUAACUUUGGGGAAAAGUGUACUUGUAGUGUUAGGGAUUUAUAUGUUUUAGGAUUUGUUCAAUUUGUCCGAAUAUAAUGUCUCUAAUAAAGGGCUGGCUAAUAGAGGAAGUAGGUUUUGCAAAUGUGUGACAUACAUGUAUUACCUCUGCACAACAUGUCUACAGUGCUACCUGUUGUUAUUUCCUUUUGACUUUCAGUUGAUUACCUUAGCUCCAGCACCAGGUAUUUUGUACUCUGUUUUAAAACAGAGCCUAAUCUCUGCAGGAUUACAGUGGUAUUGGUUACACAUCACAGCACAAAUAAAUACACCUGUUAUUAUACUUCACUACUCUUAAGACUGCCAGCCUGUUAAAUUUAUGCUGUUAUUUUAGACUGUGCUGCAAUACUAAUCCACUCAAAAAUGCGAGCGUGCAAAACCAUAUUGAUUGUAUAGCUAUUCUGCCGCUCAGCCAGAGCACAUUAUUACAGCUUUGGUCUCAUAAAAUUCCUAUAUGACUUAUAAUAUGGCCAUUGAGAAUUGCUAUGAGGUCCAAAUCUCAAUUAUUUGUGGAGAAGAUAGCUGCUGUAUGACCGAGACUAGAAGAACUUCAGAUAUUACUCUUUCACUAUUUUUAUUCUCCACCAUCCUUAAGACUUAGAACUGAAAACUCUCGUGUCCUCUGCAGUGGAAUAACUCUGCUGAAGUCAGUGUAAAUGGAGCUAGAAUCAAGUCCUGCAUACCUGCCUUCCUGCAUUUCCUUCCCUUUCUGUGACUUUUUCUCUCCUUGAAGAGUAAUGGCUCCUGUGGUUGUAAAAUAAUGUCUGCACACUCAGACAAUUCCCUUUUAGUAGGAUGGUAUUCCUGCUUUGCUCGGACACGUGACUCAAAUGGGUACAGAGUGUUACAGAUUCAUUACUACAGAAUUAAUAUAGUCCAAAUGAGAUUUUGGGGGGGUUUUAAUUCCGGUUUAUCCUAUGGAUGCCGACUGUAUCCUUACCAGCUGCUCAUUUACAGUACAAUAUAGUGGCAUCCCCUGAGGGCUGGGGCAGGAUGAUGCAGAAGAAGUUGCUGGGCACAUCAGGAAGGAUGUGCUGAGUUGGACCGUCCUCUGAGUGGGACCAGGGAGGGAUGAAGCUCCCCUGCAAGUAUGGCCUGAGCCCAGAGCCUAAAGGGCAAUUUUCAGAGAGUGGGUUCAGAAACAGGACGUGGGGCCUCGGGGUGGGCUGUGGCUGAGAAGCUGUGCAAAGCAGAGAGGGGUCUAUGCCUAGGACAGAGACGCUGUGUCUAAAAAAGGAGUUUGUGGUAGAGCUGCUGCAAACAGAGUUUAAUGUUUUUUCAUAAUGACCCUUCUGGACUUUAAAAUUAAUUUGGUAAUUAAAAGUAAUUUUCUACUGCUACUACAGUUGAGUAUAUCUACUUUCCAAAUGGCAAAGUACUGAACUUUAAAGAGAUCCUUAGAUUUGGGCAUAUUCCCUCUAUUAUGUUAGCUAUUUAAAGCUUUCAAACAGGACUGACCAAAAUAAGGGCUGAUGUCUUUGUUUCAGCUGCGUUGUGAGCUUUGUCCUACUAUAUUUGUUAUAUGCCUGCAAAACUGUACAUGCUAAUAUAGAACAUUUAAAACAGGCAAACUCUUGUCCUGAUAUAACACUGUUGGAAAACUUCAGGGUUGCCAGCAUUUCACAAUGUUUCUAAGAAUAGCUGCUCUUCCCAAUGGACUUUACCUGAAGAUACAGAUAAGCCCAGCAGCGCAUGGCCAAAUAGGCAACUACAGUACAGGAAAACACAGCUUUCCAGCUAAAUGGCUAUACGUCACUUCAACCAGAGAAAAGGGAACUGAGGAGGCUCACAGGAACAUGGAUGGUGUUGUGUCUGAGGACGUUCCUUGUUAUUAGGGUACAGAACCAUUGUUUUUCCUAUUUCCAAGCUUAGAUUAAUCUCACUUUUCCCCAUUACUUUUCUGCCCUCUCUGCUGGGACAAGACUAUAGGAAACUGUGGGUAAACAGGAUUUUGAAGUGAAACAACCUUUUCUACUAUGUUGAGUUUACGGCUCAGUCCAGCAAAACAAGAUUAAUACUGAAGAGAUGGCAAAUUGCAGCCAGGAUGCGAGAGUGAACAGGGUGCUGAGGCGAAAUGGCAGCAGGUUGUUGUAACAGUUUUGAUGUCAAAGCAAGGAAAACAAGGGGCUAUAUCCUGCCUUGCCUUGGCUGGUUCAAAACUAGCGAGAGGCUGUCCCAAGCCUGAGGACCACCAUGACUGGACACCCUCCCCUGCGUUACCUCUGUGACAGCUCGCCUCAGUUGUGCAUCUUGAUUUCUUGUACAGCAGUUGUAUGUAACGAUCUCAUCUUCCUGCACGGAUGAUGGGUGUAAUGAAAGGUCCACAGUGUUCCACUCUUAAACAGGCUCAUUUUAACUAUCCUAAGGUUCCUCAGGGUUUUUUUUCUGAAUUUCUUCAUAUUUCUACAAAAGCGAGACAGUGUGCUUUAUUUUAAAUAGAGCAGUGCCUUCAAGGAUUUAAAAAAAAAAAAAAAAAAAAGAAAUGGGAAGAAGAAUGAGAAUUUUGAAAUCAUUUUAAGAUACUCAAAGCAACGAAAAGAGGCUGUUCUGAGAGCCUACUUUUACUUUUAUACUAGUAGAUUAGCUGUUAUCCUUUGAGUGACGUCAGUAAAUUUUAGUGCUGGAGAUUUCUCAGGGAGUUUAUAAGUCUGCCAGACCUUAGGCACAAACCCUGUACUCCACCGCUUUUCUGUAAAGUACCAUUCUGCCUUUUGCAUCAGCUCCCCUUGUCAAAAGUUGAACUGUCACAGUUUAUAAAGAGUUCUGGCACAGAGAAUAAAUCCCCAGUCUGGGGAUGGUAAAUCAUCUUUUUAGAGACGCGUGUGGCAGUAGCAAAGCUUUCAGUGCUAGACCUUAAACAAAGAGAAGUCAUCUUGCAGUCUGAAUUGAUAGCAUAAAUUUCAUUUUAAAUCAAGUUUCAUUGUGUUGGGCAACACUACAACUAAAAAUCCUUUUAUUGUAUUUCUGCCUCGUGUGUUAUACAAAGUGGCUUGCAUUUAAAAAAAAAAUGUAUUAAAUCAUAGAGAUGAGAGAUGGGUAGAAAAAAGCCUAAUAAGUAGUUUUAAUCUGUUUCCUCUGCCCACAUGGAGACAAAUGCUUUGUCUAGUCUGGUUUUAAGUAUCUCAAGUGAUGAAGCCUCCACUUCUUCCCAUGAGGGACUUUUCAGCUGUUUAAUAAGCAUCUUUGUUAGGAAAUAUUUUCUUCAUGGUGAUCCUGAUUUUUUCUUUUGCGUAGCAUAAUCCCUCUAUUCUGCACCCAUUGUUUUAACUUCCAUGAAAUUUGGAAAAGAUAUCAUUUAUCCCUUUCACACUGUAGCUGAAUAAUUCAUAAUCCUUGUUGUUCAAGAAAUGCUAGAGACUAGUUGCUGAAUAGCUCAUACUUCACAGAGAUGGUAUGCCAUGUACCAGUAGAUAUAUUUCCUGGCAAGUCACUUCUUUGAACAUUAGGGAGUGAAAAAUGUCAAGUGAAACUGAAGAAAUGCAUCUUCCCAGGCACGUAUGUGGCAAUGUUACUGAAAUUUCAAGAGGUGCUGAGGCAAACAGCCUACUUCUUUAGAGAGAGCUUUUCUUUCUAAAAGUGGCUGAUUUUAAUAAAAGAACGCUUUUAAAAAGCAUUUAAAUGGUCCUCUUCAUAAACAAACCUCUAUGUGAGAACCACACGAUGUCAAAACUCUUAACUUGUUGAGAGACAAGGCUGGAUUGAUUGCUCACUGCAGAGCAAUUUUUGCUGACAGCUUAGCUCAGAAGAAAAAUUUAAUCCAGUAUUAAGGAGAAGAGUUUGAAAAGAUGCCUUUGCAACUGUGUCGCUGGAAUCAGAUCUGUGCAUGAAAACGUGACUCAUGUCUUGACAGCAGAAACAGUGCACUGCUGAUUGAAUUACAACGUAUUACAUAAUCCUCUGCCUACCUCAAAUGACAAGGAGCAGUGUGACUAAGGAAACCCCCGGGUGGACAGAUGGACUUCAUAUGGGUUUGCAUUUAAAAAAUACUUACUUUAAAAAGAGGUACUAUACUGUAUGAGGGAAUGCUGAGCCUGGGUCAGGUGGAUGGUCUGGUGGUUCAAGAAGGAUCUUUCUAACAGUGAGUGGUGGUGGAUGCAUGUAAAAAAAACAUAUGAACAGCCCGUGUGGACAGUGAGCUUCCAAUAUAACUCCUCCUUUACGGCAAUCUGCAGUUUGGACACCUCUUGAGAUGGAGGUUAUGUCUGUAUCUGUUCCAUCUUUUAAUUAUAGACUUGGUGGAAUAGGUCGUCUUUGUCUUAAAAACUCCUAGUUACACGUCCCCUACUUUUUCUGAUAGGAAAAGCAGUUCCAAAGUGUGAUUGCACACUGUUUCCCCCACAUCCCUCAUAACUUCAUCUGUCUCUAGAAAUAUUAACGUCAUGAUGAUUUUAUCCCUCAUACUUCUCCUCGGCUGCCUUUUUUCCAAGCUGAAGAUCCUGGUCAGUUUGAUCUCUCCUUAGAUAGCAGCCUUUCCAUGCUUGACACCAUCCGUUGCGCUUUCUGAACCUUUUCUACUGCUACUUCUUUUUUUGCUUUGAGGUGGGGCAAAGCCCUCAGAAAUAGGUUCUAAUUAGUGUCAUUUGUUAAUAAGUUGUUUGACCAUGUAAGACGUCUGUACUCCCACGGCCGCUGAAAUCACUUUGUCGUUGGUGUCAUUCCUGUUGGCGCAUCUGAGGUGUUACACUUCGCUAUUGCCAGUUUAUAUAUCAUGCAUUAUACUGAGGGCAAGAACACGGGCGUUGAUAAACGUGCUAGUGUGUGUUUAUCCCAUCCGUCCUGGUCCAUCUGUUUAAGUGGCCCAGUUCGCACGGGUGCAGAGGAUGGCGGAUUCCAGGAGAAUAGCUAAUUUAGCCUUGCUGUAGGCUGUACAGAUUUUAGCUCUGUUAAACACGUGGCCUGAUGUUGCUGGACUGAGCAGCUACUCCUGAGAAAUGCUGUAAGAUGCCUUCUCUCUCUGCCACAGCGGUGCGCCUACCUCACCCGCUGGCUGCAGCCAUCCCUAGAGCUUUCCAUUGCAAGAAUACCUUUUUUUUUUUUUUUUUUUUUUUGUAAGCAUCUUUUACUUAAUCUUUUAUUUCUUCAAGGCUUGUGGUCUUUUUCAUGUUCUCCUUUAUUCAUUCCAAGAAGGGGAGACGUUGGCAGAUAAAAAGAAUGAUGCUGUCGAGAGGGUAAGCCCUUUACAUUUAGUCCUCCAUAAUGCCAGCUAGGGCAAAAGUUUGGAGUCUCUGCCUUCAUCUCCCAGGGGUGUAAGCAGGGGGCUCGGCAUCUUGCCAUACUGGCCCUGGGGACGGCUCCUUGAAGCCUCCGGAGGACUUCUUCAUCUUGAUGUUCUUUACAUCAGUGUUCCAUCUUUUUUCCUGCUUUUACUUAGAAAAACUGAGUGACUGUAAAAAAACAUUGUUAUUCCAUUAAAACUAGAUAGGGCUUAUUUCCUCUCAGCAAAUAAUAAAAUUCUGAGGCCAAAACUCAGGAAUUUUGUGGCAGUUCCAGGAUCAGCUGCAAAUCUCUGAUGAUUUUUUGUUUAUUUUGGUAAUGAAACACCAAUAGCUAAAUAAAACCUGGUCAGUGAGGCUGUAUAAAACAUGCAGGUAGUUAAUGAAACUUCACAAGCUCUGAAAAUGGGGAAAAAAGUUAAGGAAAAAAAAAAAGAAAAAAGGGGCUUAAUCACACAAUAGAUCUUGGGUAGAGAGGGCAAACAGCAGAAUGUGACUUGACAAGAGAUUGUAGAAAUAAUGCACAGAGACAGGUAGAAUGUGAAAAAUAUGCGUGCAAGCUCCAUUGAAUUAUAGAUGCAUUGUAGGGUAUAAUUCUUGAUCCAACAGACUGAAAAAAACCCCCAAACCAAAAAGGUUUAAGCAUAUAUUAUUUUACUUUAUACUUUGGCUCUUAAAAUCCACUGGUUUUAAAUUCCAGAUCAGCUUGAGGCUUACCAAAUGUGAUGUAAGUUUUAUGAGAGGAGUUUGACUGCUGUGACUUUGCCUUCUAUAGUUGUCUUUUUUAUUUUUACACAGAAAGUCAUAGUGUGGGGACUUCUUUUUGUUUUUAUUUCAGGAGUGGAACGAUGAAAUACAAUGUAAUCUUGCAGACAUGGAAACUAUAACAUGGUAGCAAAUGGCAAAAGUAUAACUAUUCUUAUCUGAAAUAACAAAGUACUAAUGUAAAAGCAAU
This is a messenger RNA of Tyto alba (common barn owl), 9776 nucleotides long. It is a transcript of the gene RNF182, whose product is annotated as ring finger protein 182. NCBI's taxonomy places the organism in Eukaryota, Metazoa, Chordata, Aves, Strigiformes, Tytonidae. The transcript has 5 exons. The record is from RefSeq and is a predicted model, not a curated record. Bases 679 to 1416 code for a protein of 245 amino acids.